Messenger RNA from Scylla paramamosain (green mud crab), 5043 nucleotides. RefSeq lists its product as uncharacterized. NCBI's taxonomy places the organism in Eukaryota, Metazoa, Arthropoda, Malacostraca, Decapoda, Portunidae. The transcript is spliced from 8 exons. Bases 731 to 1633 code for a protein of 300 amino acids. The record is from RefSeq and is a predicted model, not a curated record.
GAUGUGCGUGCGUGUGUGUGCGUGUCAAAAGACGCUGUAGAGGCGUAGAUACGAGAGGAACUGUGAGAAAACUUAACAUUGCGUCUUCAGAAUUGUGUUUCCAGACGUCUAAAUACCACAAUCACUUCGUCGUUUUCAUUCGUGUUCGUUGUAGCUCCUGCAGAAGGCACUGAAGUGAAGUAAUUACAACAUUUACUGUAUAGAAGAAAAUAUUUACGUUACGUCUUGAAAAUUGUCUGUAAAACCGUUAAAUAUCAAAACCACUUCUUCCUUUUGGUUCCCUUCGUGUUCGCUGUAACCCCUGCAGAAGGCGCUGAAGUGAAGACGUAGUUACAAAAAAUGAUGUUGCAGAAGGAGAUAACAGCGUAGUGAAAAAUAGAAACUGUAUUUUGUGGGCGUCCAAAUUUUCAUAACCAGUUCAUUAUUAUCGUUUGUGUUCGUUUUAACUCCCGUAGAAGGCGCUGAAGUGAACGAACGUCGAAUCUCAGUGAAAAUUUAAAUGCCAUGGAAAUAACAAGAGCAAUAGCAAGAGAGAGAAAGAAGAGAUGAAAACGAAAUCAAGAAAAAAGGAUAAAGAUGACGAGAAAUGGAGAUGAAAGGAAGUGAAUAAAAACUGAUGAUAAGUGAAUACAUGAAAAGAAAAGUGAUAAAUAAAGAAAAUAAAAAGAUGACUCACAAACAGACUAACGUGUUUUUAAAAAUAGCUUAAAUUUUAUCCUUCGUACUUCAGAUGUCCCAAGAGGUGAUGAAUAUGCCACGAUCACACAUCACUCAGUACCUCCUGGUGACGGUGGUGAUGGCAGUGGUGGUGAGGGGAGCACAGGACCUGACUCACCCACACACAUACGACUCCUGCGCGAACCCUAACUACGGGGCCGCCUUACACAGCCAGUGGGACAGAAUACCAGCGAACUUCACCGUCAAGAGCAGCUGUCUAAGGGUUGUUAUUGAUGAGUUGUGUAAGAAUAACUUCCCCGACGUGACCCCUGAUGAUAUUGGCAAGGACAAAGACUUCAACCGCGGGAUUCUGAACUGCCAGGGCGCUAACUGCAGUAUUGAGUGUAUUCACCAAACCUACUGCAACAAGAAGCCAGAUAUGGAGAUGCCGACAGAGAGUGUGGCACAGGAGGAGGUGGGGUUCCUGCAGCAGACCUUCAACGCCUUGCCAAAGUGUAACAGGUACCUGAAGGGCCUGAACCAGACAGUCUUCGUGAAGGACGCGGGGUAUUCCUGCUGGGGGAAGUUACAGUGCAUUUGUGGCAUGUGUUGUGAGUCAAACACCCAGAACUGCUUCACUAACAGGAGGCAAACAUUAACACCACGCUUCCACCACUACCACCACCGCCACCCACUCCUCCGCCCCCCUCUGUUCCCUCCUGCACUUCCACCACCUCCACUCGCCCUCAGGAACAAACUGCGGGCUCUUCUCAGGCUUCUUCCGAGGCUUAAUUUGUCUAACACUAAAAGGAUGACAGUAAUGCGGAGAAUGCUGGACCAGACAUACAAAGAUUUACAGGCGCACCUCCGCUCCCAACCCACCUGGGGAAAGUUCCCGAGCAGACCUUCCAUUCCGGGCCACGGGACGAGAGCAAAGCCCAGAGUGGUGGCGUACGCGAGGCCAGGUCGACAGUAAGGGUGGAGACGGUGGGAAUGCAACAGGGAAGUGAAGGAGAUUGGGAGGAGUAUUGCAGAGAGUAUACUAGUGUUGCCCCUGCAGUACACGCGUCACGUUUUCUUUCAAUGCUUUCUCUCUCUCUCUCUCUCUCUCUCUCUCUCUCUCUCUCUCUCUCUCUCUAGAAUGAGUGAAUAAAGUGUUUUGAUUCUCUCUUCAAUCAAACCAGAGAGAGAGAGAGAGAGAGAGAGAGAGAGAGAGUCGUAGUGUCAGUAGCGUACUAGUAACUAAGGCUGUAAUUCCCUUGAGCAAUGCAAUAACUAGCAAAGCAUCCAGAUAUGACUUCUAAUAGCUUGCUUCUCUCCUAUUAUUAUUAUUAUUAUUAUUAUUAUUAUUAUUAUUAUUAUUAUAUUAUUAUUGUUACUGAUCUUGCAUUAACUCACCUUUCUUAUUCCUUCCUAUUCUCUCGUCAAUCUAAACUAGUCUCUCUCUCUCUCUCUCUCUCUCUCUCUCUCUCUCUCUCUCUCUCUCUCUCUCUCUCUCUCUCUCUCUCUCUCUCUCUCUCUUCCUUUUAUCAGUCUAAUUUAUUUGUAUCUCCCUCUCUCCUCACCCGCUUCUAUUCAUCUUGCCCUGUCCUCCCUCCUCCUAUCUCUCUCCGUCCCUCUUUCUUUCCCCAGUCACGCAAGGUCUGUUAAAACUGGUUGUGCUGUGUCAUCUAGUCUAAGUUAACAGUAUACCAGCCACCAGUCACGGGUAGGCUGCUGUGUGACCAAACAUAAACAGACAAUAAGAAUUAAGGUCAGAAGUUCCUCACACUUCGUCCUCUCAUCUCGUUCACUUUCACCGCGAUACGAGACAGUUAGCAGCACCAGAUGGAAUGCGUUAAGUCUUUAUAAGCAUCUACAAAAAAGUUAGCGAUAAAUAAGAAUACAUUUUUGCGAUUUCUUUCCAGUUGAGAGAUCGGAUGUGGCUGCAGGACAAGUAAAGAUGUUUCAAGAGUGAUUGGUAAUUAGGGAAAGGUGUGCGUACCAACUGGCAGUCAAAGGCUUAACUGGGUCUAAUGAAAGGUACCGGGUGUUUUCAAGGGUGUUUUCGUGAUUCUAGUGAUGGUUUAAUAAGUGUUCUACUCUUUUAACAGGGUCUAGUGAAAGUUACUGGUGAUUUCAUUAUUCUAUUUUAACAGGCUCUAGUAGAAGUUUUGUCCUUUCAUGAUUUUAAUGCGUUUAACAAGAAUUCUACACUUUCAACAAGUUUUAAGGGGAGAUAUUGGUUUCUCAAGUGUGUUUUCAUAAUUCUAGUGAUGAUUUAACAAUACUAUAUUUAUAACGGGCUACAGUGGAAAUUAUUGUUGUAUUCAUGAUUCAAUAACAGUUUCACAAGAAUUCUACACUUUUAACAAGCUCUUGGGGGAAGAUAUUGGGUUUUGCAAGGGUGUUUUCAUCAAUCUAGAUAAAUUAACAAGACCAGUGAGAACACAGCUUAUCACCUCCGUGGGAUUUGAAAGUCCUGAUGAGAGAGCGAAGUGUCUGGGGAUACGAAGGCAAGAUUCACUCAACUAACCACCUAGUUUCUCGCGAACUAGACUGUUAAUGAAGUGAAUCUUGCGCCAUAGCGGUAAAGAGGUCAGGAUGUGCCUCAGUUGUGUUGUUAACUGCGUCACUUCUCUGGACCGUAUUUUGAAACACUUUUGUCCGGAUCUCCACUACUUUCAAAAGGCUCUAAUUGAAGUUACACGUGUUUUUAAGGGUGUUUUGAAGAAACUAACAAAUCAACAAGAUUUUUACACUAUUAACUGGGACACUCUUGAGAACCGACUAGUCAUCUCCGUGGCCUUUGAAGAGAGUCGUGGUGAGAGUAAACCGUUUCUAAAUACGGGCUGAAUAAUGCUAACCAACACUUCAACACAAUUUACUUCACAUCCUUUCUCUUUACCUGCCUUAAUUACCUAGCCGUAGUGAAUUCACCUGUAUUUUAAUGAUAAUCACCUUUAAUAGUAAAAAAAAGACAUUUAUAGAUAAGACUAACCACAGUGUUGGAAUAUUUGUGUUUCUAUUUAUCUCUCCUUUGUUUUCAUUUCUUUUCCUGCACAAAGAUUAGUUAGAAGAUAAUGUGAAGAAGGGAAAACGACAAAAAAAAAAAAAUACUGUUCACACUCACGUCAUUCAUUAUCAUGUCUCGUCACGUCCCUCCUGAAGGCCUGAAGUCAUGUUCCUGAAAUUCAUGAAACACAAUCAGAGGAGGAAAUUUUUAACGUUAACCUCCUUUACCGUCCAUCAGUCAACUAACACUGAGCCACUUGUUCCUGCCUCGUGUAUGAAAAGCAGUGAAGACAAAAUGGUACGAAAAGAGAAUAGUGCAAAUAUUAGUAUGGAAUUACUGGAUCUCUUGCUAAGAUAAGUAUUGCAAUUUGAGCUAAUACAAUGAUAAAUGUCUCUUCUUGUAUGAAAAUCAGGAAAGACAAGAUGGUAUGAAAAGAGAACAGUGCAAAAGUAUUGUUAUUCUUCUUUUUUUUCUCUUGCUACUUUGAUAAAUGUUGGAACUCAAGCUAAUAUAAUGAUGCAUAAUUUUCCUUCUCGUAUGAAAAUCAAAGACAAAAUAAUAUGAGAAGUAAACAGUGCAAAAUUAUUACUAAAACAUUGAAUCACUUGUUAAAAUUAUAAAUGUUGGAACUUAAGAUUAUAUAAUGAUAAAUAUCUUUUCUUGUAUAAAAAUCAGGAAAGACAAAAUUACACGAAAAAGUAAACAGUGUAAUACUAUCAAGAAAUAAUUCAAUCUUUUGUUUAUAUGACGAUAAACAUAAGAUUUCUCGUUAUAAUAAUGUUAUGUACUAUAUUUCUUACUGUUAUAACGAAUAAAUACCUUCAGUCCUUAUGAUGCUGGAUUUUAAAAAGUUAUUUGUAGACUGCAGAAUUAAUAUGUUAAGAUGUACUUGCGUUCUCUCUUUCUAUUAUUGGACAGAGAAAACAAUAAUGACAGCAUGGCAAACUGGAGACAGACGAGACGUUGGAAAAUAAAUAAAGAGAUAAGUAAGUGAUGAAAUAGAAAAGGAAAAUAAUAGCUUGAAGAGGAAAUAGAUAAUAAGAAAAGUAAUUGAUGAAAUAGAAAAGGAAAAUAAUAACUUGAAGAGGAAAUAGAUAACAAGAAUUAAUAGUUUAAUAUCGUGUUAUUUUAUUUUCAUGUUAAUUGCCUCUAUAAAUAUAUAUAUAAAAGAAAAAAAAAUUGCAUGAAACACUUUUUUGUCAUUUCUCUCUUUUUUUUAUUUUGUUAUUUUCUUUUUUUCUAUUUUUUUUUUUCUUUUUGUCACUAUUUUUUCAUUUUUUUUCUUUUUUGUCACUUCAUUCUUUUAUUUUUCUUUAUUUUGUGUGCGUGAAUAAUUUGUCUAUUAAAAAUAAUGUCUUUUGUGUAGGAAUAAAUGUGAACAAACCACUGAA